Messenger RNA from Momordica charantia (bitter melon), 2171 nucleotides. Its product is annotated as SLH domain protein. The record is from RefSeq and is a predicted model, not a curated record. Lineage: Eukaryota; Viridiplantae; Streptophyta; Magnoliopsida; Cucurbitales; Cucurbitaceae.
UCCACUGCGGUCCACUGCUGAUACCUCAUCUUUCCAAGCAAACGCUAACUCAAGAGUCAAGACUCUGCCUUGGGAUUCUACAGUCUUCGAUCAUACUGCCCAGCAAGAACUUCCGAAAAGCCCUAAUUCUCCUCAGUAAUGUGCUCUUCUUCUUUACCAUCUACAUUCUCUCUACUCCUCACGAAGUCUCCUUCGAUUUCACGGCGUCGGAAUGUAAUUUCCCCCAAGUCGCAUCUGUUCCUCGGCCAUCUCAGGCCCACCAACUCUACAUUUCGUCUUACCGCGUCAUUUACCGACAGAGACCUCGAGCUCUCCUCCUGGUUUCAUCCCGACCAGCCCAACAACGACGCCUAUGGUGGCUGGAUAUUGAUCAACUCACCAACUACCGACGCAAAAGCCGCGAAACGAGGUCUGCCUCGUUUCGUAAUAGGGGUGGUUGGGACCUCGCUUGUUGUUCUGUUUGCGGCCAUUGCUCACAUUUCACUAUCGAGAAGAGGGUUUAAGUUUCAGUGGCGUAGUCCCGUGAGAUCAUUAGACGGGAUAUUUAGUCGUACGGAACCUGAAGGUGAUCAAGGCAACACAGUUGACUAUUGUUUAAUAGAUGACGAGUUACCGACUGAAUCUGGUGCUGAGUCUAUAUCUGAUUCUAGAACUAAUGCUGUUACAUCAGAUUCUGGAAAUAAGCUUGAACGAGUUAUAAUCACUGUUCCUGUGGAUUCUGCUCAAGAUGAAGCUCUAUCGAUUUUGAAGAAACUGAAGGUUAUUGAAGAUGAUAUUGAUGCUGGGGAGUUGUGUACUAGAAGGGAAUAUGCAAGAUGGCUAGUUCGUAUGUAUUCAUCACUGGAAAGGAAUCCAAAACACCAUAUUAUUCCAUCAGUCUCCCUUUCUGGAUCAACAAUUGCUGCUUUUGAUGAUAUAAGUUUUGAAGACUCAGAUUUUGAGUCCAUUCAAGCUUUAGCAGAAGCUGGUAUCAUACCCAGCAAGCUAUCACCAAACUAUGCAAAUGAUGGCUUGGGAGAUCGAGAGAAAAUUUGUUUUUUUCCCGAGAGGUUUGUCUCUCGCCAGGCUUUGAUAGACUGGAAAGCCCAAUUAGAUUAUGAGUUUGUUCCUGGAAUACUAGAACGGAUAUCAAGUACAAAGGUGGGUUUUAUGGACUUGAAGGAGAUCAGUUCAGAAGCAUCGCCACAACUGUUCGUGGAUAUUUUAGCUGGGGAUAGAAGCAUUCUCAGAAAAGUUUUCGGUCAAAUCAAACGAUUUCAACCAAACAAACCUUCAACAAAAGCACAAGCAGCAGUCGCAUUGGUAAGCGGCAGGAUGACAGAAGCAACCUCUGCUGAAUUGUCAAGACUGGAAUCAGAGAUUUCUGCAAGAAAAGCUGAGAUAGAAGUUAUCAAGUUGGAAUUAGUAGAAAGAGGAGACAUACAAAGGUCUUGGGAUGAGAAGCUAAUUGAGGAGAAAGAACGCCUUGUCAAGGUGGAGGAGCUUUAUCUUGCUGCGGUUACUGAUUUGGGAGACGAAAAGAUAAUUCAGGAGAAGUUAUUUUCCGAGUAUUUAAAGCAGAAGGCAUCUAUAGAUUGUCAGAGGCAACUUCUUCUGAGCCUUAAGGAAGAAGUUGAUGGGAUGACAGCAAAUCUUGCUAUUGAGAGAUCUGUAUGUGGGGCAGAGCAGAGUGAGCUAUAUAAUAUGCGUGCUGAUUUACAGAACCAGCUUGAGGGAAUGCUUGAUACGAAAUCUGUGCUUGAAGCUGAGAAAGAAGCUCUCCGUAUUAUAAGAUCUUGGGUAGAAGAUGAAGCAAGGAAAAGUCAAGCUCGUGCUAAGGUUCUCGAGGAGGUUGGACGAAGGUGGAGAUGGGACGAUCAAGCUUGAAUUUUGCCCAUACUACGUAGAGUUGUCCCCAAGUUUAUUCAUAAAUAUCGACAGCAAGAAGAGUUCACGUUGUAAUUUUGCAAGUACAAUGCAAUUCGGAUCAGAGGCUUCAUUACAGUAUCUUGCUGUCACAGCAGAUUUGAUUAUAAUUCAAUUCAGAUUGAGGAUUGAUUUGAUUAUGAUCAAGCUGAUCCUGAUCAUCCGGUGUAAACUUCAUUUGAACUUAGAAUAUAGAAAUUUUGGUGAUACUCGCUUAAAUCAACUGCACCAGGUGUACGGUCAAGCCGCGUGGCCAUUUUCACUCA